Molecule: messenger RNA, 2497 nt
Organism: Dioscorea cayenensis subsp. rotundata (Guinea yam)
Lineage: Eukaryota; Viridiplantae; Streptophyta; Magnoliopsida; Dioscoreales; Dioscoreaceae
Product: beta-glucuronosyltransferase GlcAT14A-like
Exons: 4
Coding region: 966-2201 (411 amino acids)
Cellular component (GO): membrane
Molecular function (GO): glucuronosyltransferase activity
Source: RefSeq, a predicted model, not a curated record
UUGUUUCUCUCUCUUGAUGGAUGGGCAUGGGUCCAGGCUUCCUAUUCUUUUUCUCUCUCUAUCUCUCUCAUGGCCUCUGUGAAUUUUAGCCAGGAUUCACAUAACAUUUCUCUCCAUUGCUCCAUUCUUCCCCUUUCUCUCUUCCUCUUUAAAUCUCAUACAUUCCCAAUACCAAAGAUCCCAUCUUUUUCUUUUUUUCCCUUCCCAAUUGCGCCCCCUUUCUUCUCCUUCUUCUUAUGUAUUUUUCAAUACAAUUCCAACCUGAUGGUCUCCUCCUUGCCCCAAAGUUUUCGUCUUGGAAGGAUUCGUGAAGGAAAACCAGUCCGCAUCUUGUAGCUGGGGCUCUUUCUCUUGCGUGUUUGAACAGAAAGGUGGCUCCUUUUUCCAUUUGAUUUCCUUCCUAUUUGUUGACCCUGGGAAAACAAGGAAGAGAUCCGGAAUAUUGGUUAUUGGGGUAUGUUUGAAAAGUUUGUUUGAAGGCUGAGGUCCUCGUCACAGUUGGACUUCCUUGAUUCCCCUUGUUUUUGUCUUACAUUGCCAAUGAUCUUUUGAUUUUUGGUGUUGGUUUGGUUGGAUUUUAUAAAGUUUCUGGUUUGUGGAUCCAGUUUUUUUAGUUCAAUCUUUGUCAUCUUGGGCAUGUCCUGUUUUUGUUGUUGAUUUGUGAUUCUUGGGUUGGAGAGUUGGACUGGUAAAGCAUAAAGGUGGGAUCUUGGCGAGUUAAAAUUUUUUUUUUCCUUUUCUUUAGCAAGUUGGAUUGAAGACAAAGUUCUGGUUGGUGGAUUUAGAUCACAGCAUAAUCUUGUUGUUUGUUAAGGUAAAAAUCUUGUGCUCAUGCUUUUCAUGAUAUUGGUUUGAUUGGAUUGGAGAAGGCCCUUCAUUUGUGGUGUUCCAGUGAACAAUUUUCAUUAGUUUUUUGCAGAAGUUGGAUGUAUGGGACUUUUGCAUUGAAUUAUAAUUAGUCAGGAAUGAAAAUGAGAUUGUUCAAAUUGUCACCAUGGCUUGCUACUAUGGCGUUUACAGUAGCUGCCAUUAUCUUGGUAGUUCUCUUUAGAUACUCUCGUAAUGAUGGAAUUUGGGAUGUCGGGCAAGAGUUUGAAGCUGUGAGCACAGGCCUGCAAAAGGGUCCAGGCUAUCCUCCGGUUUUCGCUUAUUGGAUUUCAGGCACUGGUGGUGAGGUUCGAAAAGUUUUGAGGCUAUUGAAGGCGGUAUAUCACCCGAGGAACCACUACCUUUUGCAUCUUGAUGCAGGGUCCUCGGUUUCUGAGAGGACCGAAUUGGCACAGCUGGUUCAGUCUGAAAAGAUUUUUGUAUCUUUCAGGAAUGUUGAUGUUGUGGGCAAAACAUAUGUUGUUGAUCGAACAGGGCCAUCGGCAGUUGCUGCCACACUUCAUGGAGCUGCUGUUCUGCUCAGGAUCAAUAAAAACUGGGAUUGGCUUAUAACAUUAAGUUCCUCGGAUUAUCCACUUGUUUCUCAGGAUGACCUGCUUUAUGUGUUCUCCUCUUUACCAAGAGAUUUGAACUUCAUCGAUCACACAAGUGACCUUGGAUGGAAAGAGUAUGAGAGGUUUGAUAAAAUUAUUGUGGACCCUAGUCUUUAUCUGGACAGAAAUUCCCAUAGUUUUACUGCUACAGAGACAAGGUCAACUCCUGAAGCUUUCAAGAUUUUCACAGGUUCUCCAUGGAUGAUUCUCAGCCGACCUUUCUUGGAGCACUGUGUGCAUAGUUGGGAUAACCUUCCCAGGAAACUGCUAAUGUACUUCACGAAUGUCGCCUAUGCAAUGGAGUCGUAUUUCCAGACUGUCAUCUGCAACUCCCCUGAAUUUCAAAAUACGACCGUCAACAAUGACUUAAGGUACUUCAUCUGGGACAACCCUCCAAAGCUUGAUCCGCUCUUCCUCAAUCAAUCGAACUACAAGGAUAUGAUAAAGAGCCGAGCAGCCUUUGCGAGGCGGUUUGUGGAGGAUGAGCCGGUACUUCAGGUAGUUGAUCAGAAGAUACUGAAACGCCCCACGAACGGUGUGGCCCUUGGGAAGUGGUGUUCAGUAUUGAGCAAGGAACAGAAUGGGGAGAAUGCAGAUGAUCAAUGCUCGAGUUGGAGUGACAUCAAUGCUAUCAAGCAGAAGAAAGCGGGGAAGCGAUUAAAGAGCUUGGUUUUAGAGCUUGUUUCGGAUCAGAAGAUGCAUGAAAACCAAUGCAAGUGAAAGAGAUCGCCCCGUAAAGUUUUAGUGAUAUGGCCACGAGUUCAUCGCCGACGGUCAUUCGGUAUGUAGAAAAAAUUGAGUUAGGAAGGUAGCAAACACGAAAAAUAAAACCACCGCAAAUCGAUUUGGUCAUUCAGUCUUUUAGUUUAGUUUUCACAACACAGGAGGCCGAAUCGACAUCGGACACAUUGAUUCUUUAGCACUCUCUGUAUAUGUAAGAGUAGUAGGGUUUGAAGAUCAAACUGAUGGCUGUUGUUAGAAGAACACAAAUUUUAAACAUUGUUACCUUCACUGAA